This is a messenger RNA of Cololabis saira (Pacific saury), 2298 nucleotides long. RefSeq names its product hepatocyte nuclear factor 4, alpha (gene hnf4a). The transcript has 10 exons. The coding region runs from base 141 to 1466 and encodes 441 amino acids. The record is from RefSeq and is a predicted model, not a curated record. Lineage: Eukaryota; Metazoa; Chordata; Actinopteri; Beloniformes; Belonidae. Gene Ontology annotation, molecular function: zinc ion binding; RNA polymerase II cis-regulatory region sequence-specific DNA binding; nuclear receptor activity. Gene Ontology annotation, biological process: positive regulation of transcription by RNA polymerase II; anatomical structure development; cell differentiation.
CAGCGGCAACACCGGCCUUACCUUGCACCAACAACACCCUUCUCACGCCGCAGCACACCGCACCAAAUUCCCACAUUUUACACCUUAAGAAGGGAAAAAGUGGAUUAAAACUGUAUGAUCCGGAGGACGUAGAGGACGACAUGGUCAAUGUAAACACACCAGUCAGUUCAAGUAUGGAACCUGCACUUGACUCGUCCCCGGUGGAGAGUGCCAACAUGAACGCCACGGGCCACCUGGCCGUGGGCAGUUUGUGUGCCAUAUGUGGAGACAGAGCCACGGGGAAACACUACGGGGCCUCCAGCUGCGACGGCUGCAAGGGCUUCUUCAGACGCAGCGUUCGCAAAAACCACAUGUACUCGUGCAGGUUUAACAGACAGUGUAUAGUGGACAAGGACAAGAGGAAUCAAUGUAGAUACUGCAGACUGAAGAAAUGCUUCAGGGCUGGCAUGAAGAAAGAAGCUGUACAGAACGAAAGAGACCGGAUCAGCACCAGGAGAUCCAGCUACGAAGACAGCAGUUUACCGUCCAUAAAUGCACUUAUUCAGGCAGAUGUUCUGUCAAGACAGAUCACGUCCCCUGCUCCGAUAUUAAAUGGAGACAUAAGGGCCAAGAAGAUUGCCACCAUCACCGACGUGUGUGAGUCCAUGAAGCAGCAGCUGCUGGUCCUGGUGGAAUGGGCCAAAUACAUCCCAGCCUUCUGUGACCUGCCCCUGGACGACCAGGUGGCUUUGCUGCGAGCUCAUGCGGGAGAGCAUCUCCUGCUCGGUGCUGCAAAGAGGUCCAUGCUCUACAAGGACAUCCUUUUAUUAGGAAAUGACCACAUUAUUCCCAGAAACUGUCCAGAGCUGGAGGUCGGCAGGGUGGCCGUGAGAAUCCUGGACGAGCUGGUUCUGCCUUUCCAAGAGCUUCAGAUAGAUGACAACGAAUACGCCUGCUUGAAGGCCAUCGUUUUCUUUGAUCCAGAUGCUAAAGGUCUGAGUGAUCCGGGGAAGAUCAAGCGGAUGCGGUACCAGGUCCAGGUGAGCCUGGAGGAUUACAUCAACGACCGGCAGUACGACUCCCGGGGCCGGUUUGGGGAACUCCUGCUGCUGCUGCCGACGCUACAGAGCAUCACCUGGCAGAUGAUCGAGCAGAUCCAGUUCGUCAAACUCUUUGGCAUGGCCAAGAUUGAUAACCUGCUGCAAGAAAUGCUCCUCGGAGGUUCUGCUAACGAAGCGCCGCACGCGCCGCACUCUCUGCACCCUCACCUGGUCCAGGAGCACCUCAGCAGCAACGUCAUCGUGGCCAGCAACAUGCCAACGCCCAUCCAUAACGGUCAAAUCUCCACUCCUGAGACCCCGAUCCCGUCCCCGCCGGCUGCCACCAGCUCUGAACAUUAUAAAAUGCCUCAGGGCGUCAUCGCCACCGUGCCCAAGCAGCAAACCUCCGUCCCGCAGCCAACCAUCACCAAGCAAGAGGCCAUAUAACAACUCUCAGAAGAAUUAUUGCUUCAGCGUUUUUAUUGUUUUCAGCCAGGGUCUUUAUAUGAACGGUUAUACACAAGCAGCAUUGAAGGUGUUAUCUUUAAGAUUAAAGUAGCUAAGUAUGUAACAAGUUCCUUAUAGACAGCCUUCAGGGAUGCAUUUGUACAUAUUUUAAAUGUGAUACUGAGCUCCAUGGCUCCAUGAAGGCCAGUAAAAUUCUAUUCUGUGAGUCUGAAUCUGUCCAUUGUUGUAAAUCUAGUUCAUCAUUGGAUAACGUCACUGAGACUUAUGCUAGACGUGGUGAUAUAAUCAGGCGAGUAUUUUUAAAUGUUACAACAAGUCUUAAUAUGUCACGCAUUUAGUGUUGCAGUGGGUUUUUUUGUUUGUUUGUUUUUUAAGUUUAAUAGUGACAAAACAACUCAGAAAGAAAGUUAAAGGAAAGCCCUUGGGUGAGUUCAGCUGCAUGGAGCUCUCGCAAAUAUUUUGUGACAAAACCUUUGUACAGUAUAUCUGUGGUUUGUUAUAUGCACUACUGUACGCUUUUUUUUAAGAGAGAAAUUUAGAGUAUACAUGUUGAAAUUUACACUAAGAAAACUCGGUACACAUUACACCAGCAGCCACUUUUUAAAAGUCCCAGGCAGACGUGCUGAGGAAGCUCCCAAUGACAUAUUGUGUUGCUUUUUAAAAUAUAUAUAUUGUACUUUUUGGUUAGUAUUUUUGCCUCGGUUUGAUGAAAUGAAAUGUGCCUUGUAACCUGUACUGCCUUACGAAACCAGGCAAUGUUUUGUCUUACAAUGUGAAAAUUACUAAAUAAAUCUUAAUUUUUAUUUUUAAA